AUGUUCGAGGAAGACCCAAGGAGCAUAAUCUCGCAUGAGCUCUCGAUCUUCGAUGAACUCUCUGAUUCCAGCAGCACCACCCGCCGCUGCCUUCUCAACCCACUGAACAGCAAGCGUGCUCGAUACUCCACUAUCACCAAUAAUAUCUCCACGUCAUCCAAGUUCAAAGGUGUGGUACCACAGCAAAAUGGCCAUUGGGGAUGCCAAAUCUACGCCCACCACAAAAGAAUCUGGUUAGGCACAUUCAAAACCGAGAGCGAAGCAGCCACAGCAUAUGACAGUGCUGCCCUCAAGCUCCGUGUCGGCAGUGGUGGAGAUAGCAGUACUGUGCGGCGGAACUUCCCCUUCAAUUCCUUCACUGCCCAAGAACCCGAGUUCCAGACCCACCACACCUUGGAAGCCAUCCUCAGCAUGAUCAAAGAUGGGACCUACCAGUCCAAGUUCGCUGAGUUCAUCAUCUCUCGGGUGGGGACCACCACUGAGCUGACCCUCGACCUCCCCCCUAGGCCGAGAGCAAUGUCAUGCGGUGAUGUCAUCUGCAAGCAGUUGUUCCAGAAGGAGCUGACCCCAAGCGAUGUGAGCAAGCUGAACAGGCUGGUGAUACCAAAGAAGUACGCGCUGAAGUACUUCCCCAGGGUGCCUGAUGAGGUUGCAGAGAGUGGCAACGACAAGGUGGGGGAGGAGGACAGCAACCUGGUGCUGAGCUUCUACGACAGGUCGAUGAGGACGCAGUGGAAGUUUCGCUAUUGUUACUGGAAGAGCAGCCAGAGCUUUGUGUUCACAAGAGGGUGGAAUCGGUUCGUGAAGGACAAAGGUCUCAAGGCUAACGAUGCCAUCACCUUCUGCUUGUGUGAGAGGCAUGGUGGUGGAGAGGCGGGAACCAACGAGACGUUUUUCAUGAUCGAUGUGAGCAACUGUAAGGAGAAGGAGAAUCCUCCGCCGGGUUCAAUGGUCGAGCUGCAGUUAGGCAGUGGGGGGAGAUCGAGUAGUAGUGUUCUGUGCGAGGAAACCGACGGGAUCAAGAAGCAGGCGAGGGCUGCUGAUCAUGAUGAGAAGAAGGGGAUAAAGCUCUUUGGAGUGACAAUAGCUUGA
Messenger RNA from Linum trigynum, 1092 nucleotides. Lineage: Eukaryota; Viridiplantae; Streptophyta; Magnoliopsida; Malpighiales; Linaceae. The record is from the annotation of a GenBank genome assembly.